GGCGACUCGGACGCCAGCAGCGCCUUAUCUCGCGUCUAUAUAACCGGUGGCUGCAUGCGCGCGCGCACACUCGCUUGCGCCGCUCACCGCCGUCGAUCGAUUUCCCGCCCUUUGUCAUUUUCACGGCGCGUGCGUUUCCACCGCGAGUGAGAUAAAGCGUAAACAAAAUGAGUAUCCCUGAAUUCAGACUAGAACGUAAUGUGGAGCUAUCUCCGGAGACUAAGGAGAUAGCCGAGAGGGAGUUGAGAGAGACCCCUGAGAGAGUGAGAGAGGCUCUGGAGAGACUCCGGGAGCUGCUCAAGGAGAACAAAGACCUAUACUUCGGAGAUGAUGACGAGAUUCUGACGAUCUUCCUCCGGCCCUGCAAAUGGUACCCUGAGAGCGCACUCGCAUUGAUGCGUGGUGUAGCGGAGUUCAAACGCGAUAAUGCGGCUCUGCUGGACGGCCUGCUGCCCGAACAUGAGAAGGAUGCAUUCCUGGACCAUAAGGUGGUUAACGUGAUGAAGGGCAGAGACCAGAAGGGCAGACGGGUGCUCAUUGUCAACUGUGGAGGCUCAUGGGACCCGAAGAAAGUGAACGCGGACCAGUUGUUCCGGCUGUUCUACUUGAUCCACGAGGCGGCCAUGUUGGAGCCCGAGUCCCAGGUUCGCGGUACUGUCGUGCUCAUGGACUUCUGCGACAUGGGCUGGUCACAGACAAUGGGUCUAACACUGGCGUUCUCGAAGCGGCUUCUGAAGUUCAUCCAGGACGCGAUGCCACUGCGACUGAAGGAGGUGCACUUCGUCAAGCAGUCGCUGCUCUUCAACGGAGUAUGGAAGAUGUUCAAGCCCUUCAUCAGGGAAAAGCUAAAGGCCAGAAUCUUCUUCCACGGGAACAAGAUGUCGUCUCUCCACGAGCACCUGGCACCAUCCCACCUGCCAGCAGACUACGGCGGCGAGUUGCCCGCCAUCGACUACUCCGGCGCAAACUGGUACCCCGUCAUCAACGACAUCCUCCCUCAUAUACACAACUGGAACUCUUACGGGUUCGCCAAGAACGCGUAGGUAGCAUUUAAUCUUAGAUAGGUUUUGUUUCUUUAGCGAGACAGUUUGUUGUGUCGUUCGAUCAGUUUUUCGCCGCAUGAGAAUAAGAAUAUCUAUUUUGAUUAAAGAAGAACUUUGUGCCAGAAAAGAGAUGAAAUGUAAUUGUAAUUGUCCACUGCCGCGCUAUGGAGUGAAGACCAGCGUAGAUAUACGGAAUCGACCAAUCACCGCGAGGAAGAAAGUACAGAGCGUAUUUUCUCUCGCAUGAGAUGUUUCCUCUUCUCUUCGCUUUGGUGGAAAUCUACUCCAACGCUGAAAACAUUACAGUGAUGACACGCACAUUUCAACCAAUCGCAAUGGCCGACGAUAACGUCAAAUUUAACGAGAUUGAUCGAAACGAUGUCUACAAAUCAAAGUCUUGCUAAAGUCUAGGUUUAAGUUAGAUGAUUGCCAUAAUUGAGGUUCUGAGCAGAGCUGUAGAGGUGUUCAAUGUUGACGGUUGAGCUGGAGGAUUAUUUGCAAUAUUUAGUAAUAGGCGUUUUAAAACUGAUAGUGGUAGCUUUAGCCAAAUGUAGUUGAUAUAGUCUGUGGGGAACAAAGCAGCUACCGAAUUCUGUACGCGAUGUACUUCGUGGUCAUCUACAAAAUGUUAUGCAUUUCAUGAUACUGUUAAAAAGCUAUUGUGCUAAUGGAAUCUAGUUCCUAACGACAUAGAGUUUUAAAGAAGGAAUUGAUUUUAGAUAUUCUCUCAACAUAACAUACGUGAUGCAACUUUUUUUAUGGAAUUUUGUAUUUAGAUUUAGAUGUGUUAGCAUAAUUAUUGUAUGAUAAAGUUCUAUCUUUAAUGAUGAUGAUAUUUUGCUCUAUUUCUUGGAAUAUACUAGCUAUUGGUAUACUUUAUUUUGCAACAAGUAUGUUAAAAUUUCAAUGUUUUCAAUUAUCUCUAUCAAAUGUUUAACUUGGUGAUUCUUAGGUUAGUUGUUCGAAUAGUACGGGAUUGUGAGCGUUUAUCAUGACAUAUGAGUUCUUAGUGUGUAUGAGUUGUCAUACUAUAUUUAUUUAGAUAUUAAUAACAACAUCCCAUUGGAAAGACAUAAUGAUGCUAUAGGUACUGUGGCUGUGAACUAAGUACUGUGCCAGUUGUACCAUAUUCACCAAAACGUAGAUUAGUUUCAUGACAAUAUCAUAGGAAUGGUCGAGAACACUUUGAUGUUUUUUAAACCCUAAACAAGCAUUGUAAAUUAAAAUUUUGCCUAAUGGAACGUAAAAAAUAUAUUACGUAGUCAAGAAAUAAUAUUAUUAUUUGAGACCAUACCCGUGAUAAUUAUUCUUUAAGGUAAACAAUUAUGUUAUGUAAUUUAAUUAUAAGUAUACUUGCUAACGCCUAGUAAAAGUGUAUAGCAAUUACGCAUUUUGUGCCUUUUUGCGCCUUGCUAAUAUUUCAAGGCAGGCGUUCCUGUAACAUUGUCAAUUAUAAAUCAUUCCAUUUCGUACCUCUAAUAUUUUAUAAUGAUUGUCUACAAAACGAAAUACCUGAUUUGCUCAAAGUAGGUUUGUACGAGAAAUUAUAUUACUUAUUUCGUUUGAAAUGUAAAUAAAGAUCAUUAGUAAAACA
Molecule: messenger RNA, 2637 nt
Organism: Pectinophora gossypiella (pink bollworm)
Lineage: Eukaryota; Metazoa; Arthropoda; Insecta; Lepidoptera; Gelechiidae
Product: retinaldehyde-binding protein 1
Exons: 6
Coding region: 168-1043 (291 amino acids)
Cellular component (GO): membrane
Molecular function (GO): phosphatidylinositol bisphosphate binding
Source: RefSeq, a predicted model, not a curated record